Molecule: messenger RNA, 1512 nt
Organism: Haemonchus placei
Lineage: Eukaryota; Metazoa; Nematoda; Chromadorea; Rhabditida; Trichostrongylidae
Source: the annotation of a GenBank genome assembly
UUCUUGACCACGCACCUGUUGAACACCUUGUAUCGAACGCAGAUGCUGCUUUCCAACGAUUUACCGGUCUGUUCCAAUCAGCUCGUUUAUAAGUCGGUCUCGGUUGAUUCGUCAAUUCAAAUGCUCGUCAUCGUGGCUACUGGACGGAAUAUAUCGCUUGUCCUAACAGAUCCGGAUGGAGAAUGGGCAGCCACUACUGAGCAAUAUACCGAUGGCGUAAAUAACAUAUGGCUCUUCAACGGACCACAGGUUGGCAACUGGCUGUUCUCGUUCCGUUCUUCAGCAGCUACGCAAUCGUGCAGUUACAAAAUCUACCAGGCUAUGUACCACACACCUGGACGAGAUACCCAGAUGGAUCUUUUCUGGUCAACAUCGAUCAAUAUCGAUUCGGAUAUGGGCCUCCCACAGCCACUGUUCGGUCUACAACAUGCGAUCGUCAUGCAUCUGACCAACUAUCCUGUUGGCGUUCCACCAGAACGUGUACAAGCUUCCCUAACUAUAAGUACAAAUCGUAACGGAAAACCGACACAGGUUUAUGCAUCGAACGGAAUAUGGCGUGAUGUCUGCAAUUAUAAUUUCUAUUUCCCACCGUUCAUGUGUAGACGGCCUAAUGAACUUUUUCAUUUCAAUUUCUUCGCCCAGGACCUACUUGGAUUUGCCGUACAACGAGCAGGUGUCAUGUACUGCGCAGAGAUAGCUCCCCCACCAACAUCACUGUCGGGAUGUCAAAACGGUGGCGUAAUGAACCCUACGAACACGUCUUGUUUCUGUCCACCUGGAUUCAGUGGAAAUCUUUGUGAACAAGUUCAAUGCUACAAUGGUGGAAAAUAUAUCGGAAAUCAGUGUAGCUGUCCGAUUGGAUGGACUGGAACAUUCUGCGAAUUGCCUAAAUGCAUAAACAAAGGACUAUCCCCAGAAUUCAUUCUGAAUCAAGUGGAUAUGGUGUUUAUGGUGGAGCUCACGGCUCAAGCUCAUGCUCAGGUAGUUUCGUUGAAUAUGCAAUUCGCCGAGAUAAUUCGUGAUGUGCAAGCCCAAAGUCGUACUUGGAUCAAUCGAUUCUACCUGGUUGGGUUCAACUCCACUUGGGCGGACAUCAUGGCAGUGUCAUCGAGUCGUGAUCCUCACCAAGUUAUCGACACGUUGAAUAGGCUAGCCGGAGUGAUACCUACCGAUACUGGAUGUCGUGUGCAGUUAUGGCGAGGAUUCGAGAGACUGCUUCGUUGGGAUAUACCGGCAGGAUCAUAUGUGGAAAUCUUCCAGACUUCACCUGAAGAGAACGGCAAUUUGGACUUUGUUGGACAGCUUUAUGAUCGACUACGAAGCUUGUUCUUCAAGAUGAACGGUUUCCUUUCGUUCACGCCCACCUUCAAACCGGAUGGAUUCGCAUGUAAUGCUACGCAGAUAAUCCGAGUGAUUCCUCUGCAAUACCAGUCGGCACUGGUCUAUGGACAAUACAGCUACAAGUGUAAAACUCCGAUGAAGGUAAUUCUAAUGCAAUACAGUAAUUUAUAA